Messenger RNA from Pollicipes pollicipes, 978 nucleotides. RefSeq names its product sodium- and chloride-dependent glycine transporter 2-like. The transcript is spliced from 6 exons. The record is from RefSeq and is a predicted model, not a curated record. Gene Ontology annotation, cellular component: plasma membrane. Bases 1 to 978 code for a protein of 325 amino acids. Gene Ontology annotation, molecular function: glycine:sodium symporter activity. Gene Ontology annotation, biological process: sodium ion transmembrane transport; nitrogen compound transport; amino acid transport. Lineage: Eukaryota; Metazoa; Arthropoda; Thecostraca; Pollicipedomorpha; Pollicipedidae.
AUGACCAGCGCCGUCAACAUCGUGAAGUGCCCCGUGGCUCCGCUGAAGAACAGCGGCCGCGACGUCACGGCGGAUGGCUACUGCACCGGCGUGGAGCUGUCGGCGACAUUGUCCUACAGCGACACCCUGGUCGUCUGCGUAUGUAACAGCCUGACGUCCGUGUUUGCCGGGUUCGCCAUCUUCUCGUCUCUGGGUUUCCUGGCGCACGAGCUGGAGGUGCCUGUCAAGGACGUGGUCACCAGUGGAUCAGGUUUGGCUUUUGUGGCCUACCCGGAGCUGGUGACGCAUCUUCCAGUUUCACCGCUCUGGGCAUGUUUGUUCUUUCUGAUGUGUUUCACUCUCGGCAUCGACUCCCACUUUGGGGGUGUCGAAAACGUGAUCACGAGCAUUCUCGACGUCUUUCCACGUCUUCGGGCCAGGAAAUCAUGGGCGGUCCUGGCUGUCUGCACCACGCUGUUCCUGGGAUCCCUCGUCAAUUCUACACAGGGAGGUCGACACAUAGUGGACCUGCUCGACUACUACAUCGCAGGACGACCCAUCUUGCUGAUCUGCCUGCUCAAGCUGCUCGCUCUGUACUACAUCUACGGCUUCGACAACUUUCUGUCAAAUCUGGAGGCGAUGACGGGCCGCUGGCCAGGCCCCCGUGUAACGGCGCACAUGUCCGUGCUGUACGGAACGGCUAUCAUGGCGAUGAGCUGGACAGACUUCAAACCGUAUGAGUCCGGUGGCUACGUGUACCCGCUGUGGGCUAACAUUCUAGGGUCCUCCUUCUUGGGCUUCUGCAUUCUUCCUCUGCCGCUGGGCGCUGCCUUCAACGUCGUGUUCCAACAGACGGGGAGUCUGCUGAGCCGCGUGCGCUCGUCCUUGACGCCCACCGAGCAAUGGUACAGCCACUCAAGGCGAAUCACCCAGCAGCAGGAAGAGCAGCGGCGGCGAUCCCUGAAGGACAACACCAUCACCGACGACACUCGGCUGUGA